AUGCCUCUCACGGGACACUGCCUCUGCAACGCCGUCACCUACAGCGUCGACGUCGACGCCCCCAUCCUCACCGGCUACGACCACUGCGACGACUGCCAACGCCAAACCGGCUCCACCUACUCUCUCGUCGCCGUCGUGCCCAAAGACAAGCUCACCGUCCGCGGCCCCAUCAAGAAAUGGACUGGCACAGGCUCGUCCGGCAACCCCGUCCACCGCCUCUUCUGCUCCGAGUGCGGCUCGCCCAUCGCCCACGAUCCCGACGCUGCUCCCGACAUCAUCGCCAUCAAGGCCGGCACGCUGGACGCCGACAUCAAGAAGCAUCUGAAGCCUGACACCGAGAUCUGGACCGUUGGGAAAUUGCCCUUUUGCCAGGAGAACUUGGCCAAGCCGUUCAAGCACAUGCCUGAGUAA
Messenger RNA from Ustilaginoidea virens, 411 nucleotides. RefSeq lists its product as uncharacterized. Gene Ontology annotation, molecular function: carbon-sulfur lyase activity. Lineage: Eukaryota; Fungi; Ascomycota; Sordariomycetes; Hypocreales; Clavicipitaceae. The transcript is spliced from 3 exons. The record is from RefSeq and is a predicted model, not a curated record. The coding region runs from base 1 to 411 and encodes 136 amino acids.